AUGAUAUAUGGUGGGAAGUUAUCGUUCACAAGUGCAUCCCCCCGUCCCCCCGUCACGUCUAGCGCCGAGGAAGAGAAGAGGGAGCUGGACGUGGAGAUCGGCAACAAGAAGGCCACACGAGACAAGGUGAAGGCCGAAGUGGCAUCGCGGCUGGAGGCCGUCACGACCUCUUGCUCGAAGGUUGACGACAUUGAUCGUGAGAACAAGUCCUUGCUGGCGAGAGCGAAGAGAGUGGAGGGAGAGAUCGACGAGAUAAGGGAAGCUCAGGAGGAGAUGCAGGAAAUGGCGGUUGGCCUCCAAAGAAAAAACGCAAUCCUCAGGCAUGAGCUCCGCUAUCUUAAGCGCGAACUCGAAGGAGAUAACCCUGGACAGCCACACAUGUUAUCUUCCCGCGACCAAGGUUGCAACAGCAACAACAUCAGUGCUCACGGUAUUGGAAACGGAAGUCAAAGAUCGUCGUCCACAUCACGUGCGGGAGGAAAUUUUCACCAAGGAAACGGAGGAGGAGGAAAACAGGGAAGCCAGUUCUACCACCAUAGCGCCGCCCCCCAGCAUGGCGAAGGAAGGCAAGAUUCCAUCCACACGCCUUGAGUACGACAAUUUGGCCCACCAGAGACAACGUCUGAAUAUGAGUCCACGGCGGUUGGGACUGGCCGUGACAGUUGAGGAUUUUUCUUUUUCGUGCACACCAUGCAGGCGAAAGCUAAUAUUAGUUAUUCACAACGGGUGAGCAACUGCAAGCGGUGAUUUUCCAUCCGGCAGGUUGCAUCUUUGUCUGCGAGAGAGAACCCGCAUUCCAGUCAAACACGGCACUGAAGGCGGGCGCGGGCAGGUCCAGGAGCACGACUCAAACGUUAUGUAAUUUGUCGGAUUGAAGCUUGUGCCUACCGGCUAGUUGGCUCUCAGCGGAAUUGGCAUGCUGCUGGCAAACGCGUUUCCCCAAGUGCAAAUCACAGCAGUCUGUGCCCGACUUGACGCACAAAGCGCGACGAAAAUC
Molecule: messenger RNA, 997 nt
Organism: Ectocarpus sp. CCAP 1310/34
Lineage: Eukaryota; Phaeophyceae; Ectocarpales; Ectocarpaceae
Source: the annotation of a GenBank genome assembly